GCGGCCCGCUGCGAUUGGCGAGGACGCGGCCGAGGGGCGGGGCCCCGCCCGUCCCGCCCUUCCAGGCGCUGGCGUAUUUAAAGGAGUUGGCGGGGCGGCUCCACUCACAGCGGUCCUGCACGGCCUCGCGGGUGGACGCUCCUGCUCCUCCGGCGCGCCCCGCUGCCCCCCCGGCUGCCCCGGCCACCAUGCCUCGCUCCUUCCUGGUUCGGAAGUCGUCCUGCCCCCGCCGGAGGCCCAACUACAGCGAGCUGCACGACUCCUGCCCAGAGCUGACCUUCCAGCAGCCCUACGACCAGGCCCACCUGCUGGCGGCCAUCCCGCCCCCGGAGGUCCUCAACCCCACGGCCUCCCUGCCCACGCUCAUCUGGGACUCCCUCCUGGCACCGCAGGCGCGGCCGCUGAGCUGGGCGGCGCUGCUGCCCGCGGACCUGCCCAAGGCGGCCGAGCUGACCGCCCUGUCGGACGAGGACAGCGGGAAGGGCUCGCAGCCCCCCAGCCCGCCCUCGCCGGCCCCCUCGUCCUUCUCCUCCACCUCCGCCUCCUCCCUGGAGGCCGAGGGCUACGCCGCCGCCGCCUUCCCGGGCCUGGGCCCGCUGCCCAAGCAGCUGAGCGGGCUGGGCCUCGCCAAGGACCCCCAGGCGCGCAAGGCCUUCAACUGCAAGUACUGCACCAAGGAGUACGUCAGCCUGGGCGCGCUCAAGAUGCACAUCCGGAGCCACACGCUGCCCUGCGUGUGCGACACCUGCGGGAAGGCCUUCUCCCGGCCCUGGCUGCUGCAGGGCCACGUCCGCACGCACACAGGUGAGAAGCCGUUCUCCUGCACCCACUGUAGCCGCGCCUUCGCCGACCGCUCCAACCUGCGGGCACACCUGCAGACUCACUCGGACGUCAAGAAGUACCAGUGCCCCACGUGCGCGCGGACCUUCUCCCGCAUGUCUCUGCUGCACAAGCACCAGGAGUCGGGCUGCUCCGGGGGCCCCCGCUGA
Messenger RNA from Sorex fumeus (smoky shrew), 989 nucleotides. RefSeq names its product snail family transcriptional repressor 1 (gene SNAI1). Gene Ontology annotation, molecular function: RNA polymerase II cis-regulatory region sequence-specific DNA binding; DNA-binding transcription factor activity, RNA polymerase II-specific. Lineage: Eukaryota; Metazoa; Chordata; Mammalia; Eulipotyphla; Soricidae. The transcript is spliced from 3 exons. The record is from RefSeq and is a predicted model, not a curated record. Bases 189 to 989 code for a protein of 266 amino acids. Gene Ontology annotation, biological process: regulation of DNA-templated transcription.